GAAAGCCAGCGGAGCAUCAGAUGCUGAAGCGCAUACUUCCACAUCCUAAGUCCACCCUGAGUGAAAAGGCGGAGGACAGACGGACCCUGUGACAGUGAUGGGUUUGAUCUCAUUCAGCCUCCUCAGCUGGAGUGUGGGCUUCACUCUCUGCUUUCUCAUCCUGCUGCUCCCAGAGGCCAAAGCAGACAACCUGAACACUUCAACUUCACGCAACGGCGGAGGUUCACAGUGUGGGGAGUACACAAACCAGCUGAUGGAGGAUGGGACGUGCCGGCUGGUGGCCACGCUGCCCCAGCUGGAUGAGAGAAGAUGCCCGGAUAUGUUCCGCUGCUCUGACGAGGUUUCUUACUGGCUGCACGAGAACGAGGAGAGGAAGCAGCAGAUCGUGGCUCUGAAGGAAACCAUCUCCGAGCUGCAGGAGGAACUCAGGAACCACCGGCAUCGCAUCAAAGUCCUCGAGCUGCAGAGUGAAGAGAAGCUCCACCUGAACAUCUCUUUGGAGCAGCGUUUCCAUGAGCUGGAGGUUCAUUAUGCUGAGGCCAGCUCUCUGCUGCAUCUGCAGGGCACCCUCAUCCUAGACCUGCAGAACCAGUUACAUAAUCUGACCCUUCUGAUGGAUAAAGUCAAAAGAAGCUCAGACUGUUCCAUCAAUAUAGUUCGGCCCAAUCAUUUGCAGAAUACUCAAGAAGCCCUGCAUCCAGAGAUCCAGCAUGUGGGAAACUGUCCCAUAGACUGUGCCUCCAUCUACUAUAACGGUGUGAGGAGAUCAGGUCUCUACACCGUGGUGCCAUUGCUUGCAAGCAUGCCGGUGGAGGUUUACUGUGACAUGGACACAGAUGGUGGUGGCUGGACCGUGAUCCAGCGGCGAGUUGAUGGCUCUGUGAGCUUUGACCGCAGCUGGAGGGAAUACAGGGAUGGAUUUGGUGACCUGCACUCAGAGUUUUGGUUGGGCAACAAUCACAUCCAUGAGCUGAGCACCCAGGGAGACUACAGCCUCCGCAUAGACCUGGAAGAUUGGAGCAUCCAGCAUAAGCAUGCCCUCUACCAGAGCUUCAGUGUGGAAGAUGAGGAGCAUCAGUACCGUCUCCAUGUGUCAGGUUUCAGUGGCACAGUGCAGGACUCCUUCGGUUGGUACCAUGACAAGCAGCACUUCAGUACUCCAGACACUGGCAACAUCUGUGCUGAGAUCUCUCACGGUGGCUGGUGGUACAACCAGUGCUUCUAUGCCAACCUUAAUGGAGUCUACUACAGGGGAGGCCAUUACACUCCGAAAGGCCGUGGCUCACUGGGUCCUGAUGGGAUUGUCUGGUACUCUUGGAAAGACUCGGAUUAUUACUCUCUACGCAAAGUCAGCAUGAUGAUCCGACCACGCAGCUUCCACACACGUUUGUCACCCUGAAUGACGAAGGUGCAGAAGAAGAACUAAGUAUCUCUCUAAGCUUAGAGAGAUGAAAGGAUGAGACUGAGGAAAUGUGAACACUAUGCUGAUUGUAUUCAGCAUUUUUCCCCAUUGGUAGUUGAACCCAAGGAGUGGGUUCUGGAAAAGGCACUUUGUUUUGAACCUUUUAAACUAUGCAAAUGAAAAAGGACCCAUAAUACAAACUUUACCAUAGAGAUGAUGGAUUUUUCCACAAUUAUGGAAAGUGUUCAUUUCUUUUAUACAGUUUUGUAUGUUAGCUUGGAAAACUUUUCAGUUUUUGACUUUGCCAAGUAGAGGUACGUAUGUACAAUGUGUCCUGACAGAGGAGCUACUGCAACUUCAGUAGGAGUUUACACUAACUGCUACUGUAAAUCCGAUCACUCUUGUGAAACCAGAUGUGUGUUUCAGCUUUUCUGUGUUUUUUUGUUUGCUUGUUUUUGAAACCUAUGUGGUUAGUCCAUAAACUUUAAGUGUGUGUGACAAAUAAACUUCCUUUAUUUUGGUACUAAAAAGAAUACAGUCACAGUUGUAAUUUUAAAGAACAUAUUAGUUAUUCUUAAUUUCUGAAAAAUCAUUAUUUCUAAUUUAGCUUAGAUUUGAAUUUAUUGUGGAUUUUGUCUGAGCCACAUUGUCCAAAAUCCAUAUUCCCACUAAUGUUUGGGUGAAUGUCCCUAAUAUAAUGUCAUUCCACAUACUGAACAUCUCUUUGGAGCAGCGUUGAUGGAGCAAGUUGGUUGAUGACUU
Molecule: messenger RNA, 2164 nt
Organism: Xiphophorus hellerii (green swordtail)
Lineage: Eukaryota; Metazoa; Chordata; Actinopteri; Cyprinodontiformes; Poeciliidae
Product: fibrinogen-like protein A
Exons: 8
Coding region: 98-1399 (433 amino acids)
Biological process (GO): blood coagulation; fibrinolysis; blood coagulation, common pathway
Cellular component (GO): fibrinogen complex
Molecular function (GO): extracellular matrix structural constituent; protein-macromolecule adaptor activity
Source: RefSeq, a predicted model, not a curated record